This is a messenger RNA of Caenorhabditis bovis, 534 nucleotides long. NCBI's taxonomy places the organism in Eukaryota, Metazoa, Nematoda, Chromadorea, Rhabditida, Rhabditidae. The record is from the annotation of a GenBank genome assembly.
AUGGAUUUUUGCCAAAAAAUUGUCAAAUUUGGUAUGAAAUUCUAUAAAGCAAACGAACUCGAACCGAUUUUGAAAUGUAUUGAGCCAACGAUUUAUAAGACCCCGAAUAAUAAUACUGCAAUUAUGUCGGAGGCAAAAAGCUGUAUUUUGAAUAACUCUGGAAAUAAGGCUGUUCAAGCUCUUAGUCUUUACAAUAACGUGAAUAAAUGUCUGGAUCCCGAAAGUCUCGAUAGUCUUGCUGAUAAAUUGUGUGAUCCUCUUGUGAAACAGAAUCAACCGUUAAUAAAGAAAAUGAAAAGCACAUUGGCUGACUGCAAAAAGAAUAAUAAGAAGACAGGAGCGGCGAAGCAAGAGGCUUGUGCUCAAAAAGUGUAUGAAGUCAUGCUUGCCAGCAUGACGAAGAAGUACAUCGACAAUCAGUGCAUCAAGCUAGUGAAUAAUAAUGUCACCAAGCAAGAAUGGAAUUGCGCAUUGCAGUAUACCCCACAAGUAUUCAAUAUCAGUGGCUUUGAAUGCUCAAAUAUUAAGAAAUAG